Molecule: messenger RNA, 2701 nt
Organism: Andrographis paniculata
Lineage: Eukaryota; Viridiplantae; Streptophyta; Magnoliopsida; Lamiales; Acanthaceae
Exons: 3
Coding region: 241-2457 (738 amino acids)
Source: RefSeq, a predicted model, not a curated record
UUCCCCUUCUUUUUCGUUUCCUUGAGUCGGGUUGGGUUGGGUUGGGUUGGGUCUUCAUUACAGUCACUCAUUCCCUCCAUUACAUCUCUCUCUCUCUCUCCCUUUCUCUUUCUCUCUCUCGUAAUGCCUUGCCUGGGCAUUAUGUAAGAAUCGUAUUUGAGUUCCACUUCCAACAAUAUUAUUGAUUUGUUCUACAUUCUGGUUUGGAAUUUCCGCUGGGUUUUCUUUUAACUUUGCAAUAUGAGACCUGGAAAUCAUAAAAGUGAUUCCGAGUCAUCUCCGGGGCCAAGUUUUGAUGGAAGUUUAAGGAUUCCAGGAUCUGCAGCUUCUGCCCGGACUCCAUCCACCACUUCAAGCAAAUUCAUACCAACAUCAAAAAGGGUGUAUAAAGUCCUCAAGGAGUAUUCUUCAAAACUCGUGGACUUCAAUAUAUUUCAGGACUAUCUCGAGGAUUGGGUGAAGGAGACCUUGUGCAGCAAAGCUGGUGACGGCGAUCACUGCUAUGGUUCUCCUUUCUUAACUGAUGAAUUGUCGAUGUUUGAUUUAGCAUUGGAGGGAGUCUUCUUUCAGCAGCUGCUGCGAAUGCCUUACACGCCGUACUCCUCCGGAAACCUCAAGGAAGACGAGUUUCUGGCAUUCGAAGAUUUUCUAUACACAGCUGCUGAAGGACUGUGGCACACAUUUUGGCAUAAGAACAAACCGUUUCCGUACUUUGUGGCAUGUCCUCGAUAUCCUCGAUCCAAGUUCUACACGGUUGAGAAAGCAGUUUCGAGGGGGAGGCUUGGGGGGCUAAGCGGGGUUGCAUUGAUGUCGAAGAGUAAGGAUAAUCUACAUGCUCGUUGGGACGAUGUCGUCCAUUUCAUGUUGUUCAAGCAGAAUCUUUUCCGAGAAUUCAGGCUUUCCCCGUCGGUUCUCUGUGAAGCGCUGUUCUAUGGUGUUCAUAUAUUGUUUUCCCGGAGCUUGAGCAAGUACAACGCAGUUACGUCUGACUUUGUCUUGGUCUCUAUUAUGGAUUCUCGAUUUGGAGGCGUUGUGAAGCUCGGUGGCGACCUCGGUAAGCUUGAGGUCGAUUCAAAUAAUGUGUACAAAUCGAUGGCCGAGUGGAUAACAUGUCACGCCGAUAUCGCUGUUUCUCCUGUGGAGCAAAUAUGGAACAAACUCGGGAACGUAAACUGGGGUGACUUAGGCUCGGUGCAAAUACUUCUGGCUAUCUUCUACUCGGUCGCCCAAUGGAACGGGCCACCACGGAAAUCGUUAUCUUCAGCUGCGGCAAACCAUAGCCUCCGCCUCCAAAAACGUCGCAUGGAGACUCGUCCUGUCAAGAAUGGAAGCUUUCCAUCUCCGGUUGGUUAUCAACACGACGGAAACUACAGCAGGGAAAUAGUCGAACACAGCUUAGAGAAAUGCGACGACUUAACGAAAAAAGGGAAAGGGAAAGGGCCACGGCUAAAUCUUACUCGCGGCGAGGUUUUGGUGCUCGAAGAUCUGAAAGAGGGGUGUCUCAAAAGUUUCCAAAUACAGGAGUUUGUAUACGACGGAAGCGAUUGCUCGUACACGGCAGUCUCCACCGAGUGCCACUCUCGGUUGCUUACUCUGUUGGUCGGUGCCCAUCCAUCCCAGUUGGAGCCGUCGUGGGAAGACAUGAAUCUAUGGUACCAAGUGCAACGACAAACCAAAGUACUGAACGUAUUAAAGGAGCACGGCGUUUCGAGCAAGCACCUACCGGAGAUAAUAGCGUCGGGUAGGAUCAUGCACUCGGGCGCUUGCCAGAAGCAAAGCCCCAAGGGUCGAUGCGAUCAUCCGUGGUGCGGAACACCCAUUCUCGUCACCUGUCCAGUCGGGGAGCCUCUUUUGUCUCUCAUCGCCCACGACGGCCCGUUCUCCCCCGAGGAAGCUACUCGAUGCUGUCGAGACUGUCUUGCGGCGCUGAGAAGUGCGAGGAUGGCAAAUGUCCUCCACGGUGAUAUCAGGCCUGAAAACGUCGUCCGCCUUAUCGACGAACGGGGCUCGAGAGGGGAUAUUAGCGUGUACGUUCUCCUGUCGUGGGGGCGGGCGGUGCUGGAGGACCGUGACAGCCCGGCGCUGAACUUGCAAUUCUCGUCGUCCCAUGCGCUGCAGCAUGGGAAGCUUGGCCCGUCGUCGGACAUCGAGAGCCUCAUGUACCUCGUAUACUUCAUGUGCGGCGGAUCGAUGCCGCAGCAAGAUUCAAUCGAGUCAGCACUGAAAUGGCGGGAGAGGUGCUGGGCGAAGCGCAUCGUCCAGCAGCGUCUCGGGGAAGUCUCGCCGCUGCUGAAGGCGUUGGCGGACUAUGUGGACAGCAUAAUCGGGACGCCGUAUGCGGUCGACUACGACGUGUGGCUGAAGAGGCUGGAUAGAGGAUUGGCGGAGAGGGGGAAGACGGUGGAGAUUGAGGACGAUAUUCAGGUGGCUGAGUCUUCAUGUGGGAAUUCUUUGUGAUCCUCUCUGUGUCUCUCUCUGUUUAUGUAUGUUUUGUGUUUUUCUUCUCUGUGGUUGUGGUUGGGUUUUCUUUUUUGCAGUUCAAAUGGAAUUCAAUUAUUGUUUGAUUUGAGGUGAGGGUUCAUAUUAUGUUUUUGGUUGAUUUGCUGGGAUGAUAGAUUGAUUCUGACUGGAAAAAGGAUGCAAUGGACUAUGUUCUUACAUCGUUGUGUUGUAAGGCUUUUACUGAUGCACAAUUCAAUUA